UCCAUAAGUUAAGUUCAGCUAGGCCAUAAGUAUAGUUUUGACUAAUCGCACCAUUAUACGUGCUUAGCACGUAUAUCGAAACAUCGAAAAAGUCCAUACAAAAGAAAACAAAGCAAAUGUCAAAACCUGAAGGUGAAAAUGGAGCGAGCCACAAACAAUAGUUAUGUAUCUGGAACAAGUACACACUCUCCAGUGAAGUCCGAACAAUCGAAAAAUGCUAAACUAGUUUCAUCUGAUGUAGAUAUUGAAAGCACGAAACAUUUCAAUUCGUCAAAAUGGAUAAAACUGAAUGUGGGAGGGAAGGUGUAUGUAACAACAUUAUGCACAUUAGUUAGCAAAGAACCGGAUAGUAUGUUGGCACGUAUGUUCUCACAGGAUGGAAUGUUACCUAGUGAACAAGAUGAACAAGGUGCAUAUCUUAUUGAUCGCAGCCCCCACUACUUUGAACCAAUAAUCAACUACUUGCGGCAUGGCCAACUUAUUGUGGACGCUAACGUGAGUCUUGAGGGUGUUUUGGAGGAAGCCAGAUUCUUCGGCAUAUACUCGCUUAUUAAUCAAUUAGAGCCACAACUUUUGCAAAUUAAUAGAUCCAUAGACGACAUUCCACUCACACGUCGUGACGUUAUCAAAGCUUUAAUUCAGACACCUCAUGCCAGUGAGUUGCGUUUUCAAGGUGUAAAUCUAGCUGGUGCUGACUUGCGUAAACUCGAUUUUCGCAACAUAAAUUUUAAGUAUGCUUGCAUGCAAAGGUGUAAUUUAUCUCAUGCCAAUUUGACAUAUUGCUGCUUGGAACGCACCGACUUGGCAUAUGCGAACCUGGAAUGCUCGCAAUUAGUUUCAGUUAAGGGUUUGUGUGCCAAUAUGGAGGGUGCCAACUUGCGUGGUUGUAAUUUUGAGGAUCCCACCGGUGUGCGCACUAACCUAGAGGGGGUAAAUUUAAAAGGUGCUUGCUUGGAAAGUAGUAAUAUGGCUGGAAUAAAUUUGAGAGUUGCUAAUUUAAAAGAUGCCAACAUGAAGAACUGUAAUUUACGGUCUGCAGUACUCGCCGGAGCAGAUUUGGAACGUUGCAACUUGUCUGGUAGUGAUUUGCAAGAGGCAAAUUUACGAGGCGCUAAUUUAAAAGAUGCCGAACUGACUCUCAUGGUUACACCAUUACAUAUGGCUCAGGCCAUACGAUGAGGUGUAGCUACUUUGAAUGCUACAAUUCCUUACCUUAAAUUUCCUGUGAUUUAAACACUAUCGAUUUCCUGCUUGUGCUUAAUUAUGGUGUUAGGAGAAUAGCGUACAUACAUCUUUAUGUAUUGAAAGUGGCUGAGUUAACGAUCAUAACAGUGAUAGUCUGUAAUAAUAUAGAAAAUAAGACUUUCCAAUUACAAUUUAGGCUGCAUUUUUUAUUUAUUGAAACGUAUUUGUAUAAAUAAAUAGAUAAUAGUAGGGCGGAGUUGACUAAGCUUUGCAUGUAUAUAUUUAGAUUGAGAAGGGAAAACAAAUAGAAGUGGUUAUAGUUACUUACUUGAUACAUAUGAACAACUGAAAUUGAAUAACUUUUAUGACUUAAAUUUGAAAAUUACAAAUAAAAAAAAUGUAAACAAUUUCAAAUUAGUAUAAAACCAUAAGCAAUAAAAGGAUGAUAAUUUUAUUUCACCAUUUUACUUUAUUGACUUUUGAUUUACCCUGUGCUAAGAAAUAUGUUGAAUUGGCUACACUUGUCUAUACUUCCAGCGCUUUCUUUCUAACACAUGUCAUUAAGAAGCCUGUGAUUUCAUGGUUAUCUUGUUUUCGCAUUCACACUUGUGUUGAUUUUACCAUAUUAGUGAGGGGAGAUUCUAUCGAGAACUCUGCGAUUUGGUAUUUGGAAAAAAAAUUGGUGAAAAUCGUCACAGUUUCGUUCCAGCUCUGCAUCGCACAGACAAGAAAUUCUAUUUCUGCAGCUGACGUGAUAUCUCUGUCAACCCCCCCCAAAAAACAAAUUUUCUCUCGUUGAAAAGAAGAAAGUAAGCAGCCAAAAAGUCGCACGACGAGAUUUUUGUGCUAACAAUUUUCGCGUUCAUAACAUUUUGGCGAAUUUAAAUUGUCUAAAAAGUUGAAUUUUGUCACCUUCGUUGAAGUUGGAAUUAGAAAAAAAAAAUUGAAACAAGAAAAAACAUAGCAGCAACUAGCUUCCUCUGGAGUAUAGCAGCGUAAAAGGGACGUAGGUAGAAGACUCGUACAGGUACGAGUACAGUGCGUCUAGUACCGCUGGUGGGAAGAGCACAACAACAAAAUAGUAUCGAACGGGACGAGUGCCGCUACGUACGAUAGGAAAGAGGCGAAAAAACGUGGUUUUUUGGUUCGAUAGCAGCCCAGCAGAAAAUUGUCAAAUUAUAGCAAAAGAAAAUUAUUGAGUGAAUUACGCGCUCUAUAGUGUCACUAGUGAAGAAAAAUAAAGGGUGUGAUCUUCGCGAAACCGCUAAAAAUGGAGAACCAAAACAAUACCGCUACUGCUGCAGAUGCAGCCAACAAUGCAGAAAAUGGUUCAAACGCUACUCAGGAAGUG
Messenger RNA from Zeugodacus cucurbitae (melon fly), 2536 nucleotides. Its product is annotated as BTB/POZ domain-containing protein KCTD9. Lineage: Eukaryota; Metazoa; Arthropoda; Insecta; Diptera; Tephritidae. Gene Ontology annotation, molecular function: protein binding. Gene Ontology annotation, biological process: protein homooligomerization. The coding region runs from base 139 to 1179 and encodes 346 amino acids. The transcript has 3 exons. The record is from RefSeq and is a predicted model, not a curated record.